GCGGUGCAUGCCGGGCGCGCCUCAGCCCCCAACAUGGCGUCGCGCUGUCAGCGGUGUGUGUGAGGCGGGCGCGGGACGCGGGGCUGCGGGCGGGCACGGCGGCUCCCGGAGCUCCCCGGAGCGCCGCCGCCGCGGUGGCAACGCGCCGCUCCUCGCUGCUGCCCGCCGCGCCCCGGCUGUCCGGCGCCCAGGCCGCUGGGGACGCGCCUGCCCCCGCCCUGCCCCCGCCAUGGGCGGGUAGCGGGACCCGCCUCGCCUCAGCCCUGCGGAGCCCCCCCGCCCUCCGCGCCAUGGGGUCCCCGGCGGCCGCUUCGGCGGCCGCGGCCACCGACUCGGCGCAGUGGCUGUCGGUGAAGGAGGAGACCAUCUUCCUGCACGACGGGCUGAUCCGGGUCACCGACCUGGCCGAGCUGCCCAGCGAGAUCAUUGGGGUGGCCGAGCCCGGCGACACCGAGCUGGAGAUCCUGACCUUCGAGACCAAGAACCCGACGGAGCUGGCGGAGCGCUUGCGCUCGGUGUGCGGCAACCAGAGCAACGCGUACGCGCGGCUCCUGGAGUACCGGCUGAACGCCCUGCGCGGGCUCUGGAACGCCCAGCGCCAGCUGGCCCUGGAGGAGCAGCACGACCGCGAGAGCUCCGGGGACGAGGAGGCCCUGGCCCUGCUCAAGCGCCAGGGCUUGUUACAGCAGCCGGAGCAGGCUCCCUUCACCUCCCGCAUGGGGCUGCUGCUGGUGUUCCCGCUGAUCCAGUCGCAGAGCAGGACGGACCCUUCGCUGUGUAACAUCACUGCUGAGGUGCUGCUGAAUUGCCUUCGGGACUGCCAGCCCCUGAGCCUGACCAAGGAGCCGGCCGACUGCCUCAACGGGAUCGAGUCGCUGCUCUGCUCCUGGCUGGAGGACACGGCGCCCUCCGGCCAGCACAUCCCUUACAAGCAGAAGGAAAAUGCUGCUGCUGCCCUGGUUGCCUUGGCUUGUGCAAGAGGGUCGCUGAAAACCUUUGUUCAUACAGUGCAUCUAUUACAGAAACAGACUGAGCUGGGGUCCCUGCCUGUGGCUGAUGUUCUCUACAGGUUGUUGCUUUUGGAGGGAGGCCCUGGAUCCCCCUCCUGCCUGCUUGGAGGGAAGCACAUCGUGUCCUGGGGCUUUGAGGACAUGUUACCUGCCCCUGAUGCCAACACUGGUGCCAGCAGUGAGAAUAAAGAUGCAGACCUGGGCCGGUGCCUUGCGGCCGAUGGGCUCUACCUGUACACCACCAAUUCCGUGGGCAGGGGAAUCAGCAAACUGGGGUCAGGCCUGCACGGGACUCUGAGGGGGUUUGUGUACUGCCGGAACGAGGAGCUGGAGACGGGCUGGGUGGCUUUUGGCAAUGGCAAACUCCUCCAUCGGCCCGUGUCCUUUGAUAGCAAACCUCACUACCUGUUCCAGCUCGUGGAUCAACAUACCCUGCAGGUAUGUCAGAUAAUCCCAAUGCCAGUAAAUCACUUCCCAGUUGGCAGCACUAUGACCACCGUGCAUCUUUCUUCAGAUGGCACCUUUUUCUACUGGAUUUGGUCUCCUGCAAGCCUCAACGAAAAAACCCCCAAAGGCCACUCUGUCUUUAUGGAUAUUUUUGAAAUUAUAGUAGAAAAUGGCAUUUGUAUAGCAAAUCCUCUGCAGGAAAGAAUUAUCCUGAUGAGGAAAGAGGGGGAAUCUGCCAAGAGCAUCAAUGAGAUGCUGCUGAGCCGCCUGUCCCGGUACCGCGCCUCCCCCUCGGCCACCCUCGCUGCUCUCACUGGCUCCACCAUCUCCAACACCCUCAAGGAGGACCAGGCAGCUGCCAACACGAGCUGUGGGCUGCCCCUGAAGAUGCUGAGGAAGACCCCAAUCUACACGUGUGGGACCUACCUGGUGAUGCUGGUGCCACCCCCGGGGGGCUCGGGCAGCUCGGCCACGCGCUCGCUCUUCGGGGGCACCAGCGCUUUGUCCUCCUUAAAAAUUCUUGCCUCCAGCCUGGUGUUCAACAUCUCGGAUGGGCAGUUCACCAGCAGGGCAGAUCUCAUCGAUGCUGCGGGCAGCUCGCUCGGACGGGGGGCUCUGGUGCCAGGGCUUGGUGCCUGUUAUGAUACAAUGAAUAACAUGAUCUGGACGUGCUCCAAUGAUUAUAUUGAUCAGUGGUGCAAUCCUGGGAACCAGGCAUUCCACUGUGUGUGCCAGAGGCUGGGAGUGAGUCACGUCAUCACAGAGCCCAAAGGGGAUGCAACAACCACAAAUGAGGUCAUUAACCAGUUACUGCACCAUGUUGGUGCCAUGUGCAUCCACCAACUCAACCUCCUGGCAGCCAGCAACAACCUCCCCAUCAGCAAUUUUUUGGGCAAGCAGCAUCCCAUUGAAGCCCAUCACCUGAGCAGCAUCUGUGACAUUAUGGAAAAGGCCAUGGUCAAUGGAGACACCUGCAUCAUCCGCUGCAUCCUCGUCGUCUUCCAGGUGGUUUUCAAAUUUUUCUUCAGCCCCCAAACUGAAAGGAACAGAGACAUUGUCAGAAGGUCUGGGCUGUUACUGUGGCAGUUACUGAUGGCCCCAAGGGAUCAGAUCUGCUCUGAAAUCCAGAAGGAAGUUUGUCUGGCUAUUAGCUCUGGUUUAAAUAUCCUGUAUCCUGGAGAAGCUGAAAUCAAUAAUUUAUUGAAAUUGGUCUUAACUGAAGGAGAGAGGAACAGUGGCCUCUCCCAGCUCCGGGAUGUCAUCCUGACCAAUUUAGCUGAGCAGCUGCAGAACAACAGAUUUGGAAGUGAAGAUGAUGAUCAUUAUAGACUCAAUGAUGAGCUCUUGCACUACAUCCUCAAGAUUGUUGUCCGAGAAUCUUGUGUCUUAAUCACCAAGUGCCAAACUGUAUCUAAAGAUGACUUUCAAAGGCUUCUUUCAACUGUGCCUGCUGCGUCCUCGUGCUUGCGGUACCUGAUGGCUGUGCAGAACCACCUCCUCAGUAACACUAUUUUGAUUAAACCUGAUGACAAUGAUGACAGUGACAGCUCCUUGCAGGGAGAGACAUUGAAGGUACAGGAACUCAAGACCAGCAUUUUGUCUCUUGCCACACAAAUUCUGACAGGAUGUGAUGAAGUCUUAGAAAUGCUGCAACAAGUCACUACAGCACUAAUUAACAGUGACAUUUCUGACAGGGAGCAAAGGUUAAAAGGCCUGGAGCAGAUCACAAAGGCCACCAUGCUUGGCCACCUGCUGCCUGUGCUGCUGACAUCCCUGAUGCACCCAAACCUGCAGACCCUGACCAUGGCUGAUGCCCUGAUGCCUCAGCUGGUGCAGCUGGUCCUUUACACCAGCCAGACUGCACUGCUGCUUAAAACCCAGUCUCCAGUUUUCUCAGAACUGAACAGUUCCCCCAGUUGUGCUCCAGAGCAGAAAGGGAAGCAGUUACCUGAUGAGAGGAUGCUGGAAGAGAAGGAAGAGCCAGGAUUCCUGACUGGUUUGAAGAUCCCUGCUCCCUGGGCUGCUGGGAAGACUGUGGAGACAGUGCAUCCUGUCAGGGAUAACUAUAAAUUUAAGGAGACUGUCCACAUUCCAGGAGCUCGCUGUUUGUAUCUUAGAUUUGACAACAGAUGCUCCUCCCAGUAUGAUUAUGACAAGUCUAACAGUGUAUUUUAUGUUUUGAAGUUGGUGAUCUAUGCUGGUCCUAGCACAAACAGUAGGAAGGUUGCUGAGUAUGGAGGCAAUACACUGGGAUAUGGCAGCCGUAGUGUCUUAGGAACGGGGUGGCCCAAGGACCUGGUGAAGCUAUGGUGGUUCUUUUUGUUUUACUGUAGUCAGCCAGCAGCAAAAUUAAGUUUUCCACUAAAAGACACCUUUACAAAAGAGCUCUUAAGAUCUAAACUUCUACAAAGGUGCCAGUGGCAGGUGGAAGCCAACGGGGUCAUAUCUCCAGCCCUUACUCCAAGCCCUUCUCCAUUGCCUCUCACCAUAGAGGAGGACAGGGAAUUCACAUAUCCCUCUGAUGUGCUUGUGCCUCCUGUUGGACACUACUUUGACCUGCCCAGGAUUAGGCUGCCCCCAGGAAUCAUGAUCAAGCUCAGGGAAAUUUCUGGACGUGCUCGGCCUCAAUUUAGACCCAGUAUAAAGGAAGUGAUCCAGCCAGAAGUCAUGGAGGAGAUGGUGGUUUCAUGUGUGAUUAAACAUCUCAAUUUGGUUGAUGCUCUCCAGUCCCUGAUAAAUUUCCAGUACCAGGAGGAACAUGCUGAGGAAUAUGAUUUACUUUGUAAAAUUAUGGGAGAGACCUUUAAGAAGCUGAAUGCCAUGGAGAGACAACUGCAGAGUGUGGCUGAGCUGGAGCAGAAGUGGCAGAACGAGGUGGAUGAUGCCAUGCACGGGAAGCUGGAGAACAAUGUCCCCUUUUUUUAUGAUUAUCACUUCAAUGAGAGCAAGAUGAAGGAGCUGGAGCUUCUGUGUUCAAUGAAGGAAGUUUCUUUUGAUGGGAGUGAUCUUGAGAACGUGGUCCUGGCAUUAAGGGAGAAGUUUUUCCAAGAGGUGAAUUCACUGAUCCAGAAGACCUCUCAUCCCUUAGCAAAGACAAAAACCUUGGUGAAGAGCUUGAUGAACAGAGCAGAGCUGUUGUUGCAUGUGACCAUUGCAGCACAGUCUGGGAUCACAAGGAGCAUAUCUGGGACCCCUGCAGAGACUCCAGCCUGUAAAUCAGCCUCUGAGACCAAGGUGAUCUCCCACGCCGUGCGCCAGCCGGUGUUCCUGCGCAGCAUGUCCGCCCCGUCCGACCUGGAGAUGAUCGGCAACGAGGACAUCGAGUUUGCCCGGGCCAGCCAGAGGCGCCGGCAUGUCACCAGCCACAGGAGCAGCUCCUUCACCCUGCUGCAGUCCCUGGCCAUUGAGGACAGCAGGGACAAACCCACCUACAGUGUCCUGCUGGGACAGCUCUUUGCCUUCAUCGGGACAAACCCCGACCAAGCUGUGUCCAGCAGCAGCUUCCUGCUGGCUGCCCAGACCCGCUGGAGACGUGGCAACACCAGGAAACAGGCCCUGGUGCACAUGAGGGAGCUGCUGACGGCCGCUGUGCGUGUCGGGGGCGUCACCCACCUGGUGGGCCCAGUGACAAUGGUGCUCCAGGGAGGGCCAAGGAUUGAAGAGCUGACCUGUGGUGGGAUGGUGGAGCAGGUCCAGGAGGCUUUUGGGGAGACGAUGACGUCGGUGGUGUCCCUGUGUGCCCGGUACCCCAUCGCCUGUGCCAACAGCAUUGGCCUCUUGUGCACCAUUCCCUACACAAGGAGUGAGGAGAAAUGUCUGGUGCGUAGUGGGCUGGUCCAGCUGAUGGACCGGCUCUGCAGCCUGAGCAGCCAGACAGAGUCCAGCUCAAAUGAAAAACAGACCAAGAAACAGAAGGUGGCCACCAUGGCUUGGGCUGCCUUCCAGGUGCUGGCCAACCGCUGUGUGGAGUGGGAAAAGGAAGAAGGGGGUUCCACAGAUGCCGUUCACUCUGGGCUGGCCAGGCAGGUCUCCAGCCUCCUCACCAACCACCUGGCCAGAGCCACUGAGUGCUGUGGCAACCAGGCUGCAGGGAAUGAUGCACUGCAGGAUGUCCUCAGCCUUCUGAAUGACCUCUCAAGGAGUCACAUAGGUAAAGCCAUCCUGAGCCAGCCAGCCUGUGUGUCCAAGCUUCUGUCCCUUCUCUUGGAUCAGCGUCCUUCUCCAAAGCUGGUCCUUAUAAUCCUGCAGUUGUGUCGUGCUGCACUGCCUCUCAUGAGUGUUGAGGACUGUGGAAAUGUGGAAUUGCCUCCCUGGAGUUACUCAGUGCCCUCUCUGAACAGCGAGCAGGAUGAUCCCAGUGACCCAGCCUCCAAGAUUGCCUCCCUGCUGCUGGCAAAGCUGGCAGAUUACGUCGUGCCAGGCUGCCAGACAGUCCUUUCUCCAACUGCCUCUGAGCCAGAUACUACCUUGGCAAAAGCCAGCCCUAAAAAUUCCAUAAAAGGUGAUAAAGAUCCUGGAGAAGAAAGCGAGGCAGUGGAUGGUAAACUCUCUAUUUUUAUCCAUAAAAGAGAAGAUCAGUCCUCCCAUGAAGUCCUUCAGCCUUUACUAAGUAGCUCAGAAGGUCGCCCAUUCCGACUGGGAACUGGAGCCAACAUGGAGAAGGUGGUGAAGAUGGAUCGGGACAUGACAAAAAGUGGCUGCUGUGAAGUCAUUACAGAAGAAGCUGCUGCAGCUCUUAGAAAGGCAACCAAGUGGGCACAAUCUGGGCUGAUAGUGAGUGUGGGGCCACCCAUAGAGACUGUCAAUCCAGAGAGCACCAGUGGCUUGUCCACUGGGGACAAAAAGAAGACUGCACAAACUUCCAUUUGCAGGGAGAGGAAUUCAGAACUCGCCAGGACGGAUCCAGUGAGGCCGUUCAUCAGCGGGCACGUUGCAAACAGCAUGGCAGCAGAGGUGAUUGCCCUGCUGCACAGCCUGCUCAUGGCCCCAGAGUCCAAUGCAGCCCAGAUCUGGACAACAACUGCUGAAAAAGUUCUGUCUCGGGCUCUGAUGUACAUUCCACAGCUUGGGAAAUAUGCAGAGAGCAUUUUGGAGAACGGGAGUAGCAGUGGAAGGAAACUGGCUAAACUUCAAAGGAUUGCUCGGCAGGCAGUGGCUGCCCUGUGUGCUUUGGGUGGCUUUAAGGAGACAAUUAAAAUAGGUUCUGAAGUUCAGGUUUUAGGCAAAGGAAUAGCAGGAAGCAUUGGAGUUGUGGCAUCUAUUAAUGAGCAAGAAGGUAUAGCCACGGUCAAAUUCCCACCCACCACUAUAGACACUAGAAAGACCUCCCAGGCAUCAGACACUUUAACUAUUCCAUUAUCUAGGCUCUGUGUUCCAAGAUCUGAGGCAUUGCCUCUUCAUAAACUGUCCAUUACUGAGAAGGUAGUACAGGCAGUCCAGUCCAUGUUGCUCCCUCAGGAGGGAAGUCUCUCUAUUCACACCUCACUUCCUGCAACAGGAGAUGGCUCAACCCCAGUAAUGGCAGUGGUCCGGCUCCUUGCUGAAAUAAGAACCAGAGCAUGCCUGGUGAUGGCUCAGCUGUUGGAAGACAGCUCAUUCUGUGAAGAAUUCAUUCAACAGUGCCCAGCUGCUGUAGAAGUUCUGAAUUUGGUGGCCCAGGAGUGCAGCCCUGGGGAGAGGCUGGUGGUUGUGGAGAUGCAGUGUGAGAGGUUACGGAUGCUGUACCGGGACUGUGCUCGGCCCCCUCCUCCUCCCCUGCAAGCAGACAGGAGACAGCCCAAAGAAAUCACGUGGAGCCCAUCCAGGGUGUUCCCCCCAGUGAGAGCCUGCAUGUUCUCCUCACACCUCACUGCUGUGACCUUCCUGGCUGAUCCCAGUGCAGGUGGGGGACUUCCUCGGGGCACCUUUAUCUAUGCCACCUCCCCAGUGCCAGUACAGGCACCAUCAUUCUACUGGGAAAUUGAAGUGGUUUCCUAUGGAGACACAGAUGAUGACACUGGGCCAAUAGUUUCCUUUGGAUUUGCCACAGAGGCAGAGAAACGGGAUGGGGCUUGGACAAACCCAGUGGGCACCUGCCUCUUUCACAACAAUGGGCGAGCAGUGCAUUACAAUGGCUCCAGCCUGCUGCAGUGGAAGAGUGUCAGACUGGAUGUGACUCUUUCCCCUGGUGAUGUAGCAGGAAUUGGAUGGGAAAGAACAGAAGGAACUCCCCCUCCUCCAGGGCAGCCAGCAAAGGGCAGAGUUUAUUUUACAUAUUGUGGGCAGAGACUUGUGCCCUACCUAGAGGAUGUGUCUGGUGGAAUGUGGCCAGUUGUCCACAUUCAGAAAAAGAACACCAAGGUGCGGGCGAACUUCGGCUCGCGGCCGUUUGCCUACGCCGAGGGCCAGGCUCACCGCAACGCCGCCGACCUGUGCCUGGACCUGGCCGAGGAGAUCAGUGCCAACUUCGAGGCCUUGCCCUUUGCCAUGGCCUCUGACAGUGACAAUGACGCUGGCACCAGCAUCGCCUCCGACCCUGGCACCCACGGGCCCCCCUGCAGGAUCGCCGCUGUCGCCACGGCUCAGCAACAGUAUGACAGUGACACAUCCUGCCACUAUAAAAUGGAGCUGAGCUAUGAAAACUUUAUCACCUCAGGCCCUGAUCCUCAUCCCCCUCCUAUUGCAGAUGAUGAAAGUGAUGAUGAUGAUGACGAUGAUAUUCCCAGGGAGGAUCACUAUGCCCUCUUGGUCAAAGCCUGGGAAACUAAGGUUUUCCCUACAAUUAGAAGAAGAUUCCGUAAUGAGGCUGAGAGGAAGUCUGGGCUGGAUCAGAUUAAAGGAGCUUUACAGUUAGGAAUGGUUGAUAUAGCAAGGCAAACUGUUGAAUUCCUGUAUGAGGAAAAUGGAGGCAUCCCAAGGGAUCUCUACCUUCCCACCAUUGAGGAUAUCAAAGAUGAAGCAAACAAAUUCACAAUUGAUAAAGUACGGAAAGGUCUCACCGUGGUGACUCGCUCUCCUGACAGCAACAACGUCACCAGCAGUGCUGUAGGAACAGCUCUGCCCAAAUUUGCCAUUCGGGGCAUGCUGAAGACAUUUGGUCUUCAUGGGGUUGUCCUGGAUGUGGACUCGGUGAAUGAACUGGUCCAGGUGGAGACUUACCUGCGGAGUGAGGGGGUCCUGGUGAGGUACUGGUAUCCCAUUGACAUGUUGGAAAGGCCACCUGCAGGGUACAGGAGGACUGCAACCAACGGAUUGGUCACCCUGGAUAACACCAACAUCCAAAUUCACAGGGAGCUGUUGAGGAGUGAAGCUGCCCUGGCCAAGCUCUACUGUCGCAUGGCUCUGCUCAAUAUUUUUGCUCCCAAAUCUCCCCACAUGUUCACCCGGCUGUUCCACAUUCCUGCCAUCCGGGAUAUCACCCUGGAGCACCUGCAGCUGCUCUCCAACCAGCUUCUUGCACCACCUCUUCCUGAUGGAACCAUCAGCUCAAGCUCCAUUCUCCUGGCCCAGUCCCUGCAGCACUGCAUCCAUUCCCAGACCUGUGCUGCCACAGACCUCUUCUACCAGGGCAAUUCCCAGGCCAUCAGGGAGUGGCUCACCGUGGCCAUCACUCGGACACUGCAUCAGGGAGAGGAGAGUCUCUUGGACCUCACCAAACAGAUCUGCUCCUUUCUGCAGGCGGCACCAGAACAAUUUCCUGCUGAAGAAUUCCCAAUUUCUGAAUCCAAGGUCAACAUGGAUGUGAAUUUUCCUGGGGCUGCCUUUGUGAUUGUGUCCUGCAAGGAAAGUCAGUCUGGGUUCCGAAAAGACUCAUCCCUGUACAAGGCCCCCUGGGCUCGGGUGCUGGUCUAUGGGCUGGGGCACAAGGUGAAGAGGAACGGGCAGCUGAACCUGAUCGAGGCCGUGUGCUACCCCCGCGAUGCCUCCCCCACCAACACCGGCCUCACGCCGCCCCCCACCACCAACCAGUACCCAGCUGUCAUCACCCCCACGGACAGGGUGCACAUCAAACUGGGAGUAUCUCCUCCUCCUGGAGCUGUACUGGUCUUGCAUUCCCUUCCCCUGGAAUUCCCCCUGGCAAUGGCAUUCACAGAACAGCUCUUAACCUGGAAAUUAGAAGAUGGGGAUGGAAAAUCUGAAGAUGAACUGGAUACCAUUCCUGCCUCAGUUCUCUUGCAAGUAGUGGAAUUUUUAGGCAACUUCCUCUGGACAACUGACAUGGCAGCGUGUGUGAAGGAAUUGAUCUUUCACCUCCUGGCCGAGCUGCUUCGCAAAAUCCACAAUCUGGAGCAGAAGAAGAAUCCAGCAGGAUUGUCCUCAUCCAUCGCCCUGCAGCUCAACCCCUGCCUGGCCAUGCUGAUGGCCCUGCAGUCAGAGCUGCACAAGCUCUACGAUGAGGAAACCCAGAACUGGGUGUCUGGGAAUGCCUGUGGUGGCUCUGGGGUUGGAGUGGCCGACCAGGGAAGAUUCUCCACGUACUUCCAUGCCCUGAUGGAAGUGUGCCUGGCUGUGGCAGAAGUCACCUUGCCCAUCAACAUGAGCGUGACAGCCAAUGUGAUCUCAUCCACCAGUGCCCCAAAUCUUAGUGACUCCUCCUCCUCGUCCUCAUCUUCCCCAGGGCAGACACCACAGAGCCCGAGCUUGCUGUCCAAGAGGAAAAAAGUCAAAAUGAAGCGGGAAAAAACCUCAUCUUCAGGGAAAAGAGCUUCAUCCAGGGCGGCCGAGACGGACGCGGCGCUCCUCAGCAUCGGGGGCAGCAAGCCUGAGGACAUGCUGUGGUUCCACAGAGCUCUGACCCUGCUGAUAAUCCUCAGACACCUGACAAAGAAGGACCCCCAGGGGCUGGGUGUGACCAACGAUGCCGUGGCAGACGCCUGCCAGGCCCUGGUGGGACCCACGGCCCACAGCCGCCUGCUCGUCAUCUCCGGCAUCCCCACGCACCUGGAGGAGGGCACGGUCAGGAACGCCAUCAGGAAGGCCUGCAACGCCCACGGGGGAGUCUUCAAGGAUGAGAUCUACAUCCCUUUGCAGGAAGAGGAUCCCAAAAAAACCAAGGACAAAGCAGAAGGAGGAGAGUGCAGGACGGAGCUGGAGAAGCCGACAGUUUCCAGCAGCGCUGACAGUUUGGACAUCAGCAGCUCCAGCAGCGUCACCCCCGCCAUGAGCGUCAGCGCCUCGGCUUCCACCAGCCAGGCUUCCCUCUGCAGCUCCCAGGGGAUAUCCCGCACCGUCAGCGACAUCUCCGUGGACCAGUUCCAGGCAGGGCUGGAGCUGCCCAUCCCGCCCGGAUUGCUGGAGCAGCCUCACGUGGUGUCCAGCCAGGAGAGUUUGGAUCUUUCCCACUGCAGCACCGGGAGCCUGGGCAGCCUGGGCAGCCUCGGGGAGCCCCUGGACAACGUGGAGACGGCGUCGGUGUCGGACGUGGGCUCCAUGUACACGGUGACGUCUCUGGACAAUCAGCCGCUGCUGGCACGGCCCAUCAAGGGCUUCGCCGUGGUGGAGAUAAGGUCAAGAGCUAAAAUAGAGAAAAUUCGAGCCAGCCUCUUCAACAGCAGUGACCUCAUUGGCUUGUCCAGCCUGGAUGGGGAGGAUGAGCUCAUGGAGAUGUCAACUGAAGAGAUUUUAACUGUUUCCACUGUAAAUCAGAGUUUGUUUGACACCCAGGGGAGCCCAGCACUAGAAGAUUAUUUCAAUGAUAAGUCAAUAAAAGGUGAAAAACUGGUCCCAGGUGCUCGGGAAGUUCUCACAGAGAUCUUUAAAAGCUGUGUCCAUUCGGAACAAAUGCUGAGCCUGACCCCAGCCAAGCCCAUCAAGGUGGCUGACAUUUACCUCAGCAAGGAGCAGAUCAAUUCCCAAACCCCUGGGAACCUCCUCCACGUCUUCUUCACCAACGUCCGCCCUCCCAAGAAGGUGCUGGAGGACCAGCUCACCCAGAUUUUAAGGAAAUAUGGAGUUCCCAAGCCCAAAUUUGACAAGAGCAAGUACAACAAGGCAGGCAAGGAGCAGCACCCGGUGAAGGUGGUGAGCACCAAGCGCCCGGUCACCAAACCCCCCACCAAGGAGAAGUCCAUGCUCAACAGUGUCAGCCGAACAGCCUUAAGUGAGAAGAAACCCACUGUAAAGCCCAAAUCUCCUGAGAAGAGCAAACCUGAGGAGAAGGACCCUGAGAAGUCUCCCACUAAGAAACAGGAAGUUCCUGAGGAGAAGUACCUGACCCUGGAUGGGUUUCACCGGUUCGUGGUGGACCGCUCCAAGCAGGACAUCCGGAGCGUGUGGAGAGCCAUCCUGUCCUGUGGCUACGACCUGCACUUUGAGAGGUGUGCCUGCAUCGACGCCCGACACGCGCAGAAGGCGUCGCGCAAGUGGAGCCUGGAGAUGGACGUGGCGCUGGUGCAGUACAUCAACCGCCUGUGCCGCCACCUGGCCAUCACCCCCGCCCGCCUGCACCCCCACGAGGUGUACCUGGACCCAGCUGAUGCUGCAGAUCCCAGGAUUUCCUGUCUCCUGAAUGUCCCCGUGGAGAGCCUGAGGCUGCGCUUUGCCCUGCUGCAGUCCCUCAACACCACCCUGGAGACUUUCUUCCUGCCGCUGGUGGAGCUGCGCCAGACCGAGAUGUACGGGAACAGCAUCGCUGCCUUGCUGCAGGAGGCCAAAGGUUUAAUCUUUUAUGACACAAAAGUCACUGUCAUGAACAGAGUGCUCAAUGCCACUGUCCAAAGAACUGCUGACCACGCGGCCCCAGAAAUCACCCUGGAUCCCCUGGAGAUCGUUGGAGGGGAGAUCCGUUCCUCUGAGAAUUCCUACUUCUGCCAGGCCGCGCGGCAGCUGGGCUGCGUCCCCUCGUCCCAGCUCUGCGUCAAACUGGCCAGCGGGGGCGACCCCACCUACGCCUUCAACAUCCGCUUCACCGGGGAGGAGGUGCACGGCACCAGUGGAUCUUUCCGUCACUUCCUUUGGCAAGUGUGUAAAGAGCUCCAGAGCUCCUCCCUCUCCCUGCUCCUGCUGUGCCCCAGCUCUGCUGUCAAUAAGAACAAGGGGAAGUACAUCCUGACCCCCAGCCCCAUCACCUACGCCGAGGAGCAGCUGUUCCAUUUCUUUGGGCAGCUCCUGGGCAUCGCCAUCCGAGCCGAUGUUCCUCUGCCCCUGGACCUCCUGCCCUCCUUCUGGAAGACCCUGGUGGGAGAGCCCCUGGAUCCUGACGUGGAUCUGCAGGAAGCUGACAUCCUCACCUACAACUACGUCAAAAAAUUUGAAAAUAUCAGUGACGAGACGGAGCUGGAAGCUCUGUGUGCCGAAAUCGCCUCCCAGCACCUGGCCAUGGAGAGCCCCGACUGCCCCAACAAACCCUGCUGCAAAUUCACCUACCUGAGCCUCACUGGGGAGGAGGUGGAGCUGUGUCCCAGGGGCAGGCACAUCCCUGUGGGGUGGGAGAACAAGGACGUGUACGCAGCCGCCAUCCGGAGCCUGCGGAUGCGGGAGCUGCAGACCCCGGAGUGCAUGACAGCAGUGAGGGCAGGGCUGGGCUCCAUCAUCCCCCUGCAGCUCCUGACCACACUCACCCCCCUGGAGAUGGAGCUGAGGACCUGUGGCCUUCCUUACAUCAAUCUGGAAUUCCUCAAGGCACACACCAUGUACCAGGUGGGACUGAUGGAGACCGACCAGCACAUCGAGUUCUUCUGGAGCGCCCUGGAGAUGUUCACUCAGGAGGAGCUCUGCAAGUUCAUCAAGUUUGCCUGUAACCAGGAGAGGAUCCCCUUCACCUGCCCCUGCAAGGACGGCGGCCCCGACACCGCCCACGUCCCCCCCUACCCCAUGAAAAUCGCCCCCCCCGACGGCGCCGCAGGUUCCCCGGAUUCCCGGUACAUCCGAGUGGAGACGUGCAUGUUCAUGAUCAAGCUGCCGCAGUAUUCCUCGCUGGACAUCAUGCUGGAAAAGCUCCGUUACGCCAUCCACUACCGGGAGGAUCCGCUCAGCGGCUGAGCAGGAGCAGGGGAUGCCUGGAGGUGACUCCGUGACUCUGCCCAGUGGAACCCCUUCAGUUCCCAUCCAGCACCUCCCGUGGGAUGAGCUGGGGGUUAAUUUAUUUCCUGAACCUUCGUUCCCAUUACAGUAAUUCCCGGAAGACUUCCAUUUUGUAUUCGUAGACUUUGUGGUGGACUGGUUCUUUUGCUGCCUUGUUUGUGGAAUAUUUGUAGGAUAGUUUAGUAAAGACCGGUUUGUGUAUAAUUUAAUUUGGGGGAAAAAACCUUUCCACCUGUACAUUUCUAAUUUUGUAAUCCACAAUGGUCUGCCCUGUGCAAACACCACUGGCAGGGAGGGCAUUCCGAGGCCGGGAGCCCUCGGAGGGGAAGGCUCAUGGAUCGCUCUCCCCGAGAGGUUUUUGAGUACAAAAGUGCCAGGUUUGGGUGUGGGGAGGGAAUCACUGCAUGGGCAGGUGCAGAGCACAGGCAGGAUUUGUGGCACUUGCUUGAGGUUUGAAGCAGAACUUUGCUGCCAAACUGCUUUUCCACCUUUCCACCACUUUCCUUGAAAUUUUUCUAAACUCUGACCAAGCACAUGGGGGCUGCCACAGGGAACUGGGGGGUUCAGCUCAACACUUUUGGGAAAAUUUCCAAUAGAACAGUGAAAGGGUUGUGAUUCCAUUGGUUCCUGCCCUAGAUGUUCUUGAAUGUCUGCUUUGCUUAGCAACAAAAUAAUUUAUUGUAAUUAAAAUGUGAGCAGAACAAAACAGCUUCUCUCCAAAGGGUGUAAGAUAUCACAGUCCAUCCCAAAAAUCCGGGACUUUAUCCCAUUUCCCAAUGAGCUCUCAGAACAACCAGGGGGUGCUCAAACACCUGGAACUUGUUUUUGUACUCAAAAAUCUUUGAUCCAAGAGCAAAUUAUCUUAAAAACUUCUGACACCCGGCAGGAGGGUGAAGUCACCCGUUGGAAGAUAAAGCUCCUGUUCUGUGUGGAAAGCUGGGAGGCAGCUGCGGAGCAGGAACAACGCCACGUUCCACUGGUGUUCCGUGGAACGUUCUGGAUGGUUCAGAGCAGCCCCUCCACAGGUGUCUCAUCCCUCAGCAGGAUUUCUGGGACACUCCAGCUCUGCUGAUCCCUCGGAUCCUGAAUUCUGAGGAAGAGACCGUCCCAGAAUCCGUCGGUGCUGUCCGUGAGCCGAGUGCCGGCGCGGAGCCGCCCGGGAGGCUCUGGCUGAGGUGACUGAACCUUCAGCUCGGUGUCCCCUGGCUGCAGAACAGCUCCCGGGAAUCCCAGAUGUAUUUAUUGUACAUUAUUGUGAAUAGUGGGAACGCUGAGCGCGUGGGAUGCGGGAGAGGCGUGUGAGUUCGGGAUGGGUGUCCUUGUUCUUCCGUGAGCGAGUGGGAAUGGGAAUGUGUGUGCAGCACUCGUAGGUAGUCGUCGGCAUCCGGAGUCUCCCAACCCCGUGGUUAGGAAGCUGUUACCCUCCCAAUGCAUAUUGCCCUGUCCAGGGAACGGAUCCGUGUAGGAAGAAUAUUUACUCUUGAAUCUCGUCCAUUUCUUGGUAGAAGCGUUUAUGUAGCUCAGAAACCACUCGGAGCAAGCGGGAACACCUGGAGUUUACAAAGACCAAGGGAAAAGGAAGCCGAAGGGGCGGCUUGGAGCCGGUUUGUUCCCAGGCAGGAAAGGUGGGGAACGCCGGCUGGAUUCCAUGGCAGAGCUGUGGCCCCGGGCUGGGCUCUCUCUGGGCUUCUCCUGGGCUCCAAUCCCGAAAUGCCGAGGGGCCAUCCCAGAGGGCUCCGUGUGCCAGCGGUUCCCAAGGCUCCAGUUCCAGCUGUGAGUAAGAAACUGCUGCUGCUGUGUGUGUGCUCCUUUGGGAAGCACAUCCGAGUGGAGCACACCUGCACCCGGCCCCGGGCGUGUGCUGGAACGUUACUUGAUCCGUAUUUAUUACAGUUAAUUAUUUAUGAUUACAAAUAACGAACUUCUCGUCGCUGCCGUUUGCACCUGGGGGUGUAAAUGAAGCUUCUUCUACAGGACAAAUGUCGCACCAAUAACCAACUUCCAUCGACUUCGGUUUGUUCUGGAGAACAGGAUGAACCCCACAAGAGGAAUUGUGGGAGAUUUUUGGCUUUUUUUUUUUUUUAAUUCCAUGCUCCUGGGAAGGAAGUGCUGCAGCACCUCAGCUGUGGCUCAAAUGGCCUUUUAAUUAAAGCUUUUCUAAUCAUCCUUAAUUCCUCGUGCUUUAAAUGAACUUGACAUUGUCUGUACUAGGCUUGUUUGUCGAAGCAAAGAUUGGUUUGUGAUGAUUAUUAUUAUUUUUUUUAAUAUAUAUUCAUUCAGAAUGUAAAAUUAUACUAAACAAUGGAAAAACUCUGGAGCUGGGUAUUAGUUCUAGCUUGGUGUGUGUCCAUCUCGGUUCCAUACACGGCAUUAACCUGUAAGUGCUCUUGGCCAUCGAGUGUACACCUGCAUAAAGGAGAUUCUUAACA
Pyrgilauda ruficollis (rufous-necked snowfinch) is the source of this 15886-nucleotide messenger RNA. It is a transcript of the gene HECTD4, whose product is annotated as HECT domain E3 ubiquitin protein ligase 4. Bases 291 to 13415 code for a protein of 4374 amino acids. The record is from RefSeq and is a predicted model, not a curated record. The transcript is spliced from 75 exons. Gene Ontology annotation, molecular function: ubiquitin-protein transferase activity. Lineage: Eukaryota; Metazoa; Chordata; Aves; Passeriformes; Passeridae.